AUGGCUUUAGCCGCCAUUACUCUUUCUGCAUCAGCCCCAGAAGAAGAUAGAGAGGAAUGGUUUUCUGACGAGGACAAUGAUCUCCCUGCGACCUUAAGCCAAAUGAAAACUUCUCUCAGGGGAGCAAGCCGCUUCCUUGCCACUCGGGCUACCACGACUACCUGUGACAAAAACCCUAAGGUUUGCAAGGCUGCAGGCAGCGUGGGGCGAGAUUGCUGCAAGAAGAAGUGCGUGGAUUUGAAGACGGACAGAGUUAACUGCGGCAAGUGUGGGAAGAAAUGCAAGUACUCGGAGAUAUGCUGCAAAGGGAAGUGUCUGAAAUCAAUGUCUGACAAGAAAAACUGUGGGAGCUGCAACAACAAAUGCAAGAAAGGAAGCUCGUGUGUGUAUGGAAUGUGUAGCUAUGCGUAG
This is a messenger RNA of Fragaria vesca subsp. vesca, 411 nucleotides long. RefSeq lists its product as uncharacterized. NCBI's taxonomy places the organism in Eukaryota, Viridiplantae, Streptophyta, Magnoliopsida, Rosales, Rosaceae. Bases 1 to 411 code for a protein of 136 amino acids. The record is from RefSeq and is a predicted model, not a curated record. The transcript has a single exon.